Molecule: messenger RNA, 2783 nt
Organism: Marmota flaviventris (yellow-bellied marmot)
Lineage: Eukaryota; Metazoa; Chordata; Mammalia; Rodentia; Sciuridae
Gene: Sfmbt2
Product: Scm like with four mbt domains 2
Biological process (GO): negative regulation of DNA-templated transcription
Cellular component (GO): nucleus
Molecular function (GO): chromatin binding; transcription corepressor activity; histone binding
Source: RefSeq, a predicted model, not a curated record
CGGAGACUUCCGGGGCCAGGGUCCCCGCCGAGGGCGGAACAAACUUCAUCAGAUAAUUCUCACUGCAGGAUGAACUAAGGGAAGAAGACACCUACUCACUAGGCAUGGAGAACAGUUUGCCAGUUUCCAGCAUGCAGAACCCUUCAUCUUCCCCCCCAGAAAAGCACGUUGGCUCAGCUAACGGCAACGGAGACCUUGAUUCAGAAGAAGGUUCAAGCUUGGAGGAAAUCGGCUUUAACUGGGGAGAGUAUCUGGAAGAGACAGGUGCUCGGGCAGCUCCUCACACAUCCUUCAAGCAUGUUGAAAUCAGCAUUCAGAGCAACUUCCAGCCGGGAAUGAAAUUGGAGGUGGCUAAUAAGAGCAACCCGGACACCUACUGGGUGGCCACGAUCAUCACCACCUGCGGGCAGCUGCUGCUUCUGCGCUACUGUGGUUAUGGGGAGGACCGCAGGGCUGACUUCUGGUGUGAUGUGGUCAUAGCGGAUCUGCACCCCGUAGGGUGGUGCACCCAGAACAACAAGGUGUUGAUGCCCCCAGAUGCAAUCAAAGAGAAGUAUGCAGACUGGACCGAAUUCCUCAUACAUGAUUUGACUGGUUCGCGGACAGCACCUGCCAACCUGCUGGAAGGUCCUCUGCGAGGGAAAGGCCCUAUAGACCUCAUUACAGUUGAUUCCUUAAUAGAACUUCAGGAUUCUCAGAACCCUUUUCAGUACUGGAUAGUUAGUGUGAUUGAAAAUGUUGGAGGAAGAUUACGCCUUCGCUAUGUGGGAUUGGAGGACACUGAAUCCUAUGACCAGUGGUUGUUUUACUUGGAUUACAGACUUCGACCAGUUGGUUGGUGUCAAGAGAAUAAAUACAGAAUGGACCCACCUUCAGAAAUCUAUCCUUUGAAGAUGACCUCUGAGUGGAAAUGUGCUCUGGAAAAAUCCCUUAUUGUUGCUGCAGAGUUUCCUCUUCCAAUGGAAGUGUUUAAGGAUCACGCAGACUUGCGAAGCCAUUUCUUCACAGUUGGGAUGAAGCUAGAGACAGUGAAUAUGAGUGAGCCCUUUCAUAUCUGUCCUGCAUCAGUGACUAAGGUUUUUAACAAUCAUUUUUUUCAAGUGACUAUUGAUGACCUAAGACCAGAACCUAGUAAAUUCUCAAUGCUGUGCCAUGCGGAUUCUUUGGGGAUUUUGCCAGUACAAUGGUGCCUUAAAAAUGGAGUCAACCUCACUCCUCCCAAAGGUUACUCCGGCCAGGACUUUGACUGGGCGGAUUAUCACAAGCAGCAUGGGGCGGAAGAAGCACCUCCCUUCUGCUUUAGAAACACGUCCUUCAGUAGGGGUUUCACAAAGAACAUGAAACUGGAAGCCGUGAACCCCCGGAAUCCAGGAGAACUCUGUGUGGCCUCUGUGGUCAGCGUGAAGGGGCGGUUGAUGUGGCUUCAUCUGGAAGGUCUGCAGACUCCAGUGCCAGAGGUCAUUGUUGAUGUGGAAUCCAUGGAUAUCUUCCCAGUGGGCUGGUGUGAAGCUAAUUCUUACCCUUUGACAACACCACACAAAACAGUCUCCCAAAAGAAGAGAAAGAUUGCAGUUGUGCAGCCAGAAAAACAAUCGCCAUCCACAGUGCCUGUUGAGAAAAUACCUCAUGACCUUUGCUUAUUCCCUCACCUGGACUCCACAGGAACCGUCAAUGGGAAGUACUGCUGCCCGCAGCUGUUCAUCAACCACCGGUGUUUCUCAGGCCCCUACCUGAACAAAGGCAGGAUCGCGGAGCUACCUCAGUCGGUGGGGCCCGGCAAAUGUGUGCUGGUUCUUAAAGAGGUUCUUAGCAUGAUAAUCAACGCAGCCUACAAGCCUGGAAGGGUGUUAAGAGAAUUGCAACUGGUGGAAGAUCCACACUGGAAUUUCCAGGAGGAGACGCUGAAAGCAAAGUACAGAGGUAAAACUUACAGGGCUGUGGUUAAGAUCGUACGAACAUCUGACCAAGUAGCAAAUUUCUGCCGACGAGUUUGUGCCAAGCUAGAAUGCUGUCCAAAUCUGUUUAGUCCUGUGCUGAUUUCUGGAAACUGCCCAGAGAACUGUUCCAUUCAUACCAAAACCAAAUACACCUAUUAUUAUGGAAAGAGAAGGAAGAUCAUUAAGCCCCCAAUUGGGGAAAGCAGCAUUGAGAGUGGACACCCAAAACCAGCCCGAAGAAGGAAACGACGAAAAUCCAUUUUUGUGCAGAAGAAGCGGAGAUCUUCGGCUGUGGACCUAACUGCGGGCUCUGGGGAGGAAAGUGAAGAGGAGGACGCAGACCAGCUGGAUGAAGACACUGCAAGUGAGGAGACCGGCUCGGAGCUCCGAGACGACCAGACCGACACCUCGUCGGCCGAGGUCCCCUCGACGCGGCCACGGAGGGCGGUCACCCUGCGCAGUGGCCCAGAGCCUGCACGGCGGCCAGUGGAGAGGGCACGCAGGAGCCGCGUGGUGCAGGCCACCCCUGCAGAGGAGGAGGACAAGGGUCCUGUCGCCAAGACUGAGGGCCCUGAGGAAACCAAACAGGAGGAGGAGGGAAGGCUCGUCCUGGAGAGCAACCCGUUGGAGUGGACAGUCACCGACGUGGUGAGGUUCAUUAAGCUGACCGACUGUGCUCCCUUGGCCAAGAUCUUUCAGGAACAGGACAUUGACGGCCAAGCACUCCUCCUGCUGACUCUCCCUACAGUGCAGGAGUGCAUGGAGCUGAAGCUGGGACCCGCCAUCAAAUUAUGCCAUCAGAUCGAGAGAGUGAAAGUGGCUUUCUACGCCCAGUAUGCCAACUGA